AAUGUUCAUGAUUGGAUUGUGUUGAUAUACCACUCAUUGAUUCCCUCACGUUAUUUCCUAUCAAAUACCCACGUUACUAUACACCCUACGUUAUAAUUCGUAACUCAUCACAGGUGUCGGACAUUUACAAAGCAAUUAAGCUAGAUAAAGACUCGAACAAGACAAGAUGGUUCGGCCCGAGUUAUCGCAGAAUCGCUCGAUGACGAUUCUAAACAAGGCGCGCGAAGGCGGAUAUGCGGUACCUGGAAUGUGCUGCUACAACAUCGAAUCGAUAAUCGCAACAGUCCGCGCCGCCGAAGCAGCCAAGUCACCAGCUAUGGUCUUACUCUUCCCCUGGGCCAUAGAAUACGCCAAUGCCUCUCUUGUGCGCGCAGCCGCCGAUGCCGCGCAUAAUGCGAAAGUUCCCGUUAGUUUACAUUUAGAUCACGCUCAGACACCGGAACUCGUUCGCCUCGCUGCCGAUAUCGAGGACGGUUUCGAUAGUAUCAUGUGCGAUAUGAGCCAUUACGAGAAAGAAGAGAACUUAGCUCUCACUCGUGAAUUGGUAACUUAUUGUCAUGAGCGUGGGAUUGCUGCCGAAGCCGAGCCAGGACGCAUUGAGGGUGGCGAAGAUGGUGUAGCGGAGACGGCUGAUCUAGAAGCAGUCCUAACAACACCGGAGCAGGCCAAGGAGUUUGUUGCGACGGGUAUUGAAAUGUUAGCACCGGCUUUCGGCAACGUACACGGAGAAUACGGGCCCCGGGGUAUUCAGUUAGAGUACGAUCGUUUAGAAUCGAUCAACAAGGCAGUUGGCGAUAAGGUACGGUUAGUCCUACAUGGCGCCGACCCAUUUACCGAGGACAUUUUCAAGAACUGCAUAAAAGGUGGUGUUUCCAAAGUCAACAUCAAUAAGGGAAUGAAUAAGCAUUACGCCACCGUGCAGGAAGAGAUGCGUGGGAAGCCUCUUACGAGCGUCAUUGAGGCGGGUACAGAUAGGAUGCAAGCUGCUAUCGAGCAGUAUAUGCAUUGGCUAGGUAGCGCUGGCAAGGCGUAAGGGAGAGAGGGUAAUCAAUGAUUGCUUAUGGGAUCGUGUGAUACAGAAGAGAGACAUUGAUUGUUUGCUAUAGACAGGGUUCCAUUUUUUAUACUAGUUAUCUUCUUAAUAAGCGAUAUGUCUUACGAUAAAAGGUGCAGGAUGAUCCAGAAAAGGAAGCUGAUCAGUUCUUCAUAUUCUUUGACCAAAUAAUUUUUGAUUGUAAUUAUUGAAAACGAAUAAAAUAGAUACAUUUUCACAAACCCAUUCACCAUUAAAUAUCCUCGCUAGCUAAAUCUCGACGCUGGGGAGCUAUGUAUAAGAUCAUUCAUCAUCUAUAUACAGGUUUAUUACGCAUCUAUGCAGAGGACUGCAAGCCUUUUAUGGCGACCAUCGCACCCCAAGCACCCGGAUCGGGGGGAAGUCCGUGGCUGCUGUCCGCACCUACGUAAGUGGCUCUGCCCAGUCUUGGCUUCAGCGUCUUCGUCAAUUCAGCUCCUUUGACCGCCGCUUCAACACCAUCCGCAAAUUGUCCAG
Molecule: messenger RNA, 1549 nt
Organism: Hypoxylon trugodes
Lineage: Eukaryota; Fungi; Ascomycota; Sordariomycetes; Xylariales; Hypoxylaceae
Product: aldolase
Exons: 1
Coding region: 167-1033 (288 amino acids)
Biological process (GO): carbohydrate metabolic process
Molecular function (GO): aldehyde-lyase activity; zinc ion binding
Source: RefSeq, a predicted model, not a curated record